CGUACAGAAUUAUGGUCCCUAUGAUAUACAUACACUAAUACAUUGAUAUAUUAAUACAGACAUGCUUGUCAGGAAAAAUCUUAUUGGCCAAUUGUUGGAAAAGUAGAAUAUCAGAAACUACCAAGAACCAACACACCAUUAAUCCACUAUCCAAGUUCGUCAACCCCAAGUCAUCUCUCUUGAUAAUCAGCUUGUUCUAAUCUCUCACAAACUUAAAUUGCUAAGCAGAACUCACAACAGUUCCGACGACGAUUUUCAGAUUUUCAAGGCAUAGAGUUUCCAACAGUUGAGUCCUUCGCAGGCCCUGGAUCAAGUUAAUUUCCUCAUGGCUGAUAACAUAUUAGCUUCUUGUCUUGCGGGAGUCGUGAGCCAAGCUGGGGGUGAUAUAACUGAUUAUGCUAAAAGCAAAGUCUGUAUAUCACAGAGUAUGGAAAGAAACUACGAAAUGAUGAGAAAUGAAGUAGCAAGGCUCCAGGCUCUGAGGGAUGAUUACGAAAGGGAAGUCAAGAAACAUAAAAUGAAGACAACUACUAGCAGUUAUGAUUUUUGGCUACGCAGUGUUAACAAGACUCUUCAUAAUGCAAAAGAGUUAGAACAUCAAUUUGAAGAAGAUCAUGAAAAGCUGUCAUCCAGAUUCAUUCAUAUGAGGCAACGAUCGAAUUAUAAUGGAAAAUUGGUGAAAAUGCUUGAAGAAAUUCAAAAGCUUGUGGAAGGGGGGAAAUUUCUGGGGGGUUUUUUGGUUGACAAACCUAUAGAACCUGUCUUGAAGAUGAACGCACCUGAGAUCAAAGGGUUUAAUAGCCUGCAGAGGCCAUUGGAGCAAGUAUUGGAGCUGUUGAGAAACGACAAGUUGAAAGGUAUUGGGAUUUGGGGCACUUUGGGGGUUGGGAAAACAACAAUAAUGCAGAACUUGAAUAACCAUGACGAAGUAGCUAAAAUGUUUGAUAUAGUCAUUUGGGCAAAUGUCUCCAGUGAGAGGAGUGAAGAAAAAUUGCAGGAGGAUAUUGCACGGCGGCUUAAACUAAAAAUGAAAGGCAUUGUUCAUCCUGAGGACAUUGCUAGAACAAUAUCGGAAGAAUUGAAUGACAAGAAGUAUUUGCUGCUUUUGGAUGAGGUGAUGGACUCAAUUGAGUUGGAAGAUAUUGGAAUCCCUGUCAACAAUAAUGGCAGUAAAGUGGUAUUGACAACUGAAUAUCGUCAUGUUUGUUCUUUAAUGGCAGACAGAUUGAUUGAGGUCCGCCCACUAUCGCCAGAUGAGGCAUGGAAGAUGUUUCAGCAGAUGAUCAUUGAUGUCGUAGAUCUUCCUGAUAUUGAACCAGUUGCUCAGCUGGUGGCUAAAGAGUGUGCUCGACUCCCACUGCUGAUCAAGACAGUGGCAGGUGCUUUCAAGUUGAAAGACAGUGUGUCAGAAUGGAGGAAAGGGUUAAAAGACCUACGGAAAUGGCCAGACAUUGAGAUUCCAGGCUUAACUGAAUUGCAUUCAUUCUUAAAGUUCUGUUAUGAUCAACUGAAGGAUGAUCAGAAAAGGAAAUGCUUCUUGUAUGGUGCAUUGCUUCCAGCAGAGAGCAAGAUUUAUACAGAUUAUUUACUGGAGUGUUGGGCUAUAGAAGGACUUGUUGGCAAUACCGAUGAGAAGAGGAGAUUUCAAGAAGCACUUGAUGAAGGGUAUGACACAUUGAAGUAUCUAACAAAUGUGUCAUUACUAGAGAAAGGUGAAAGGAUGAUUUAUGUUCAAAUGAACAAUAGUAUCCGACAGGUUGCUUUGUAUAUUGCUUCACAAGAUCCCGAUUGUAAAUUCUUGACUGGGAUGAGUGAAAAUUCACCUGAUUGCUUGGAAGAAAAUGAUUGGGAACAAGCAAAGAGGAUCUCCAUGAUUGACAAACAGUUGAGAGACUUGCCGGAAAGCCCCAAUUGUAUCAUGCUUUUGUCACUAUUACUACAGAGAAAUUCAAAUUUGACAGAAAUCCCCCAAUCCUUUUUUGAAAAUAUGAAGUCACUUUUGGUUUUGGACCUAUAUGGAGCUGGGAUUGAAUCACUGCCACCAUCUUUAGCAAAGUUGUCACUUCUAAAAGGGCUUUACUUGAAUAAUUGCAUCCAUCUAACAGAGUUGCCCCCCCAAGUUGGAGAACUUCAUUGUCUUGAGGUACUUGACAUUAGAGGCUGCAGGAUAAGAAGCUUCAUUCCAUUUCAUAUUAAAAAACUGGUUAACUUAAGGUGCUUGCGAGUGUCAUACUAUAAAUCCAGCAACCCAAAUGACUGUCAAGAUAUGGACAUUGACUGCAACGUGAUUCCAUUGCUUGCCAAACUGGAAGAAUUGAUGAUUGAUGUGGGUUCUUAUGAUCAUUGGUGCAAGGAGGUUGUUGAUGUAAUGAGGCAAGUGGCUACCUUGGAGAAUCUAACUACUCUCAGAAUCUGCUUCCCUAAAUCAGAGGUCCUCGAGACUUUUAUGCAGCACAGCCCAUCAUGGAAAAAACGACAACAACUCACUUCCUUUUGGUUCUAUGUUGGUUGCCAAAACAGGAAACGUCCUCAAAUUCUCGAGUAUUUUAAGUACAAAAUCAAUCGGUAUUUGGGAUAUUGCCAAGGCAAGCUUGGUGAUUACUCAAUAAUUUGUGAUCUGCUUCCAGAAACUGAUGCAUUGGAAUUGGUUGAACACAAAGAUGUCACGAGUCUGGUGGAUUUCGUGAAUGUUGACAGCUUUAACAGGAUUCGUGGUUGUCUAAUUGAAAGGUGCAACAAAAUGACAACUAUUGCUGAUGGCAACAGGACACAAGGUAGAGUCAUCCUACCAAAUCUAGAGCAAUUGCAUUUGGUUAAUUUGCGGUGUCUGCAAACCAUUUUUGAGGGCUCCCUCUCAACCAACAGUCUUUCUAAAUUGCACACAUUGGUGGUGACGAGUUGCCCAAUUUUGAGAAAAAUUUUCACCCUCGGGGUGAUUCAACAACUCUCAAAACUUCACAAACUAGCAGUUCAAAAUUGCGCUGAGAUGGAAGAGCUAAUCGAGAAAGCUGACAAUGCUGGCCAAGUUUCACCUUCUUUUUCAAAUCUAGAGACACUUGUAUUGAUUGACAUGCCAAAACUAAGGACUAUAUCCGUAGAUAAGUCAUUGGCAUGGCCCUUAUUGAAAGAGCUUCAAGUUUACGGGUGCCCUGAAUUGAAGUCACUACCAUUUGACAAAGACAAUGCAGCAAAUCUGAAAUCCAUUGAAGCAGAACAAGUAUGGUGGGAAACAUUGUGUUGGCCACAGAAUGGUGUCAAAGAACAGCUUCAAUCAAUCUGUCAUCUAAGGAUUUCGAGGGAAAGAAAUAUGAAAGCUUCGGGAAGUCGAGGACCAAUUUGAGCAAACAAGAAAGCUAUUUCAAUGGAUGAUCACAAACAAAAUGCUACUAUUAGGUUUUCCUAGCCCAAGUAAUUCCGUGAGUCCUGUACCGGUAAUGCAGCUGGCUUGGCGGCCAAUUCAAGGUCGAGGACGGCAGCUGCAGUUGGUAAAGGAGAUGGCGAUUGAAGUGGUGCAAAUUUUGCUAGCAAGGGGAAUACUUCUGUCACAUAUUGGGAAAGAAAUAAUGUAUGCCUGGAAAACAUUUACCAUAUAUGCAAAUAGAGAAAAGAUAAAGGGGUAAUUAGGCUUUUCAUGAAUAUUGUUCAAAGAUUACUGAUUUUUUGU
Durio zibethinus is the source of this 3664-nucleotide messenger RNA. RefSeq names its product disease resistance protein RPS2-like. The record is from RefSeq and is a predicted model, not a curated record. Lineage: Eukaryota; Viridiplantae; Streptophyta; Magnoliopsida; Malvales; Malvaceae. Gene Ontology annotation, molecular function: ADP binding.